AUGAGCUUACUGUAUGCAGCCAUUUAUCAAUUCCCAGGCGAUCCCUUGAACGUAGGUAAGGAAACAGGAGCCUUACUGAUCGGAGAAGGACCACAUUCGAGCGAAUUGAGUUCGGUCGUUUCUAAAAAACUCCUUCCGUUAUGCUUGUAUUCCUCAUCCUCGGAUUUCGGCUCGGAUCAGAAAAAAACUAUUUCACAUGGUCCCAUCCAGUUUAUGUAUGUUGUGAGUAGGAAAAUCAUCUAUGUGGUUGCUGCAGAGAAAUCCGUGAAACAGCGUAUUCUUUCCCAAUUCUUACAAGUAUUUGAGGAAAAGUAUUCAUGUAUUUCCGAUCGAAAAAUUGCGAUUCAAAAAUUCAUCAUGGCUUGCCUCAAGCAAUACAAUGAUGAUCCUUCAGGAAUGGACAAGAUCGCUCAAUUGGAAGAUAAAGUGGAAACCAUCAAAGAUUCCAUGAUGGAAAAUAUUGACAAGGUGCUGAAAAGGGGAGAACGGCUUGAAAAGCUUCAUGGAGAUGCCGACGACUUGGAAGAUAUCUCUGCUGAAUUUAAAAAGGAUACAAGAAGUGUCAAACGAAGAACCAUUGCCAAUAGUUGUAUUGUACUAUAA
Naegleria lovaniensis is the source of this 603-nucleotide messenger RNA. RefSeq lists its product as uncharacterized. Bases 1 to 603 code for a protein of 200 amino acids. NCBI's taxonomy places the organism in Eukaryota, Heterolobosea, Eutetramitea, Acrasida, Naegleriidae. Gene Ontology annotation, biological process: vesicle-mediated transport. Gene Ontology annotation, cellular component: membrane. The transcript has a single exon. The record is from RefSeq and is a predicted model, not a curated record.